GUAUUAUGAUGCGUGUGUGUGGUGUUUUUCAUUCUGAGAACAUUUCCUGUAUUGUGAUGCGUGUGUGUGGUGUUUUUCAUUCUGAGAACAUUUCCUGUAUUGUGAUGCGUGUGUGUGGUGUUUUUCAUUCCGAGGAAAUUCCGAGGUCAAUGUUUCCAAGAGAAGAUGGGGAGCUAAACAAGCCGAGGUUGACUCACAGCAUGGAGUUAAUGAUGAAGAACAGUUCAUUGCCCUGGUGUCUGACCAUGAGUGUCUGUGACUGAUAAAGGACGGAGCGAGCCUCCCAGCCAGAACACAGCUCCACAGACUCAGAACCGACCCGUGUGUACUAGAGGACCCAUCACAGACAUGAGGCUCAGUCCCAUGACCAGAGUGCUCCAUUUUCUUUUUCUUCUGGCUCUUCUGGUGGUUGUGAACGUUGGAGCAGACCCACAUCAGUCCAAGGAGAGACGCUACUACAUAGCUGCUGUGGAGAUAGACUGGAACUACUCUGGCAAUGACACCAGCAGGUUUGGUACCACCUAUAAAAAAGUGGUCUAUCGAGAGUAUGACCAAGACUUCAGACAGGCUAAGACGCAUCCUUCCUGGUUGGGUCUGCUGGGACCCACGCUGAGGGCGGAGGAGGGUGACACAAUAGUGGUGACGUUCAGGAACAUGGCAACUGGAGUGUACAGUAUCCACCCACAUGGAGUGGCUUACGGGAAGCAGUCAGAGGGGGCUAACUACUUUGACAACACGUCACAGAAGGAAAAAGAGGAUGACAUGGUGCUUCCCAAUGGUGAACAUGUCUACCAUUGGGAGGUGACUCCAGAUGUCUCACCUGUACCAGAUGACCCUGCAUGCCUUACCUACACCUAUACCUCCCAUCAGAAUGUGGUUCAGGACUACAACUCUGGCCUCAUUGGUGCCCUGCUCAUUUGCAAGCCUGGCAGUCUGGAUGACUCUGGAAAACAAUUUGGCUUUCACCAGGAGUACGUAUUCCUCUUUGGGGUUUUUGAUGAAACAGCAAGUAUGUACAGACCAAGCGGAUAUUCUCCAGACAACCAUGUCAAAUACACCAUCAAUGGAUACACAAGAGGAUCGUUGUCUGGUGUCAGCAUGUGUGCUCAUGCCCCUGUGAGCCUCCAUAUGGCAGGAAUGAGCUCAGAACCGGAGGCCUUCUCUGUGCACAUCAACGGUCAGGUGAUGACACAAGGAGGCCACAAAGUGUCAUCGGUUGGGCUGAUCAGUGGCUCCAGCGCCACGGCCAGCCUGGUGGCUCCAUAUGCAGGCCGCUGGCUUCUCUCCUCAAAAACCAUGAAGCACAUAGAAGCUGGCUUGCAUGGCUUUGUGGAUGUGCAGAAAUGUGACAACUUUGAGGAACCAUCACGCAGAAUGACAAUUGCACAGCAACGACAAAGCAAAGAAUGGACCUACUACAUUGCUGCAGAGGAAAUCAUCUGGAACUUCUCACCCAAUCUUCAGGACCAUGUUGAUGCGGACUUCCAACGACAGUACCUGACAAAGUCACCAACACAUAUUGGUGCAAAGUACAAGAAGGCGGUGUACACCCUGUAUACAAAUGCAUCGUUCACUGAGAAGCUUGAGAACAAACAAAGGAAAAGUGAGCUGGGAAUUCUUGGUCCAGUAAUUAGAGCCCAAAUCAGAGACGUCAUCAAGGUUGUAUUUAGAAACAUGGCUUCAAGACCCUACAGCAUCUACCCACAUGGGCUGACCAUAGACAAGUCUGAGGAGGGAGUCACCUAUCCAGAAGGAGGAAACAAAUCUCAUGCCAUCCAGCCAGGCGAAACACACACCUAUGUCUGGAAUGUGCUGACAGAGAAUGAGCCUUUGGAUAAAGAUUCUAGAUGUUUGACCCGAAUGUACCACAGCGCAGUGGACACACCACGAGACAUUGCCUCAGGACUCAUAGGACCCAUUCUCAUCUGCAAAAGUCAGUCCCUCAAUGUCAGAAAUGUGCAGGUGAGAGCAGACAAGGAGCAGCAUGCCAUGUUUUCUGUGUUUGAUGAGAACAAGAGCUGGUACCUGGACGAUAACAUCCGCCAGAACUGUGACUGGUCCAAAGUAAACAAGGCUGAUCCAGACUUCUACAAAUCCAACGUCAUGCACACAAUAAACGGUUAUGGCUUUGAGAGUGGGCCGCUCCUAGGCUUCUGCAGCGGUGAGGUUGCAACAUGGCAUGUGUCCAGCGUCGGAGCACAGGACUACAUCCAGACAGCUACCUUCUAUGGCCAUCCCUUUGAGCUAAAUGACAGAACAGAGGAAUUUCUCAGCCUCUAUCCAAUGACUGGGGAAACCAUCAAGAUGAACAUGGACAACACUGGCGUCUGGCUUCUGGCUUCCCUAAAUUCCCAUGAAACAACAAAAGGAAUGCGCUUAAAAUUCCAGGAUGUUGUGUGUUAUAAUAACAAUGAUUAUGAGUAUGAGGAUGAAGAUUCAGGAAAAGAUUUCAUUGAGUGGAAUCCACCAACACUGGAUAAACCCAAAGAGGAAGAAAAGAAAAUACUCAAAACCCCAACGGCUGAGCCAGACACUGACACAGACGUGUUUGCAGAAGAACUAGGUCUCAGGUCAAGAAAGAACCAGCCCAAAGACUCGGAUAUGGAGGAACUUGACCCAUCGGUACUGGAAUAUGGUACUGAUGAUCCUGUCAAAAACGUUAAUCAUAGCUUGAGUUUCAUCAAACCCUUGAAUAAACCUGAGCCUUCUAAUCUGGAUGCUUUGAAUGGUUCCCAGUUUUCAGUCCAGUUGGAGGUAAAUGACAUAAGCUUCACAGAACCGCACUCACAGAACCACAGCUUCAGUGGGAAUGCUACACACAGUCCAAGUAAUAGUACAAGAUUGAUUUCCCACAGUUUUCAACCAAAGGACAAUACAACAUUUUUUACUGGUCAGAAUCGGUUACUGAAGAAUAACAGCACAGCAGCUUCUAAGAAGACUGUCUCACACCCUGAUAAUGUCACUGCUUCUGCUGCAACAACAACUAGCAACGCUGCAGCCGCACUGGGACACAGAAAUGUGUCUGCAAACAACGUUAAUGCCGCUCUACCGAUCAAAUCCAUCAUUCCAAUGACCAAUCAAACCACAAUAACACAAGAGUGCAUCAAUGUGACAUCACCAUCUCAACAAACGUUUGCUCCCACAAUGGCAACUCCAGGAAAUUCAACCAUUGAUUCAGACAGAGAAAAGGGCUUAAGUCUAGAGGACUCUCAGGAGGAAUUCACCAGCAUGAAUGUGUCCUCUAACAACCUAUCUUUGUCACAUCCCAGGAUUACCUCUCAGAAAGAUAUCCCACACACCAACACAUCUACAGUCACGCUGAUACAGCGUACAACAAGGCAUGCUAACCUGUCAUCAACUGGAUUAAACCAUUCCCUGUCUGUUCCAGCGCUUGAUGUAGAGGAGGUUAAUGUUAGCGCUGUGGUCAGGAGUAACCUAACCAUUUUAGAGCUGAAGGAUAAAGACAAAACAAGUAACAAGAGCAACUCCAUUAUCACCAAAGAUCAACCAAAGCAAGGACUUAUUCUAAAUGCAUCUGAAUCAGUGACUGUUCCUACAAACUCCAGCCUGGGAAAUGCAACACGUGUUCUGCUUAAAGAUGAGUUGUUUAAAAAUAAGACUGUGAAUGUGUCCAUACUGGAUCCAUCAGGAAGAAGUACAGAGAGGGGAGCAGUCAUCACAGCCCUGAAGAACAAGUCAACCAACACAUCAUCCGUAGGGUUACCUCACCUGCCUAUGGCUGCUGAGGGGGUAAAAACACCCAGCUCUGAUGAGUUAGAAGCUUCAGAGAGCAAUGAAGAAGUCUUUAUCUAUCUUGAAGGAAACAGAACAGAGGUCAUAAAAACCUCCUCCAUCAAACCACAGGGAAACAACUGGACUUAUGAUGGAACACACUCCCUCAAGCAUCAUGAGAUUCCUGGCCACAUGAAGAAAUACUUUACAGAGAAGAUGCCUCAAACAACUCCACCACCCAAAACAUUCAAGAAUGUUAAUCGGAGACAAAGACCCAAGAAAGGUCAAGGAAUGAAAACAAAGAGAAGGAAGGACUACAGACCUCAGCCCAGGAGUUUUGUACCCCCCAAUCCACACAUGACCCCUCGUGGCUCAAGGCCCUACUCACCCCUGCCUGUCUCUGACGAGGAGAAGCUGAUUAACAUGCCUGUGGUCAUUGGUGUGCCCCGAUCCGAUUUCAGGGACUAUCAGCUGUAUGUUCCUGGAAGUGACCCAGAUACUCUUGAUUUUGAUCAAAACGAUGUGGUUGCAAACGAAUAUGAGUAUGUUUCGUACAAAGACCCAUACAGCAGUCAUGAAGAUAUAAAGAACCUGAACCUGGAUGAAACCAGUAAAUACUACCUGAAGUUAUCAGGGCCAAAUGUCAAGAUGUAUUUUAUUGCUGCAGAGGAGGUUGAAUGGGAUUAUGCUGGAUAUGGGCAUAGAAGGCUAGAAAAGUCGCAAGCAAACAGUCUACAGACCAAAUUUACCAAGGUGGUGUUCCGAGGUUACCUGGACAGCAGCUUCAGCACACCUGACAUCCGAGGGGAGAUGGACGAGCAUCUAGGCAUCUUGGGGCCUCUCAUCAAGGCUGAGGUUGGACAAAGCAUUAUGGUUGUGUUCAAGAACAAUGCCAAGCGGCCGUUCUCUCUGCACCCAAACGGGGUUUCCUAUACUAAGCAGUUUGAGGGUCUGUCGUAUGAGGAUGGGUCCAAAUACUGGUACAAGUACGACAACGAAGUUCAACCUAAUUCUACCUUCACUUAUGUAUGGAAAGUCAGCUCUACGGCGGGACCAUUGUCUGAGGAGUCUCAGUGCCGAACCUGGGCAUACUACUCAGGUGUCAAUCCUGAAAGAGACAUCCACUCUGGCUUGAUUGGGCCUCUGCUGGUGUGUCGAGAAGGCACCCUGAGCACCAAACUACUGGACAUGAGCGAGUUUGUUCUACUUUUUAUGACCUUUGAUGAGUCCCAGAGCUGGUACUAUGACAGGAACAGUGAGGUCAUAAACAGGAAGAGUCGAAAAAGGGUUCUGGAUGGCAACCACAAGGAGAACCUCGAAUUUCACACCAUCAACGGGAUAAUUUACAGCCUUAAGGGCCUGAGGAUGUACACCAACCAGCUCGUCCGAUGGCAUCUGCUAAAUAUGGGUUCUCCAAAAGACUUUCAAAGUGUUCACUUUCAUGGACAGACAUUCAUUCACAAAAAGAACAAAGGCUACAGACAGGCUGUCUACCCUCUGCUACCAGGGAGCUUUGCAACUCUGGAGAUGCAACCAUCCAAACCAGGCCUGUGGCAGCUGGAGACAGAAGUUGGUUUAGCUCAACAGAAGGGCAUGCAGACUCUCUUUCUGGUUCUAGACAAGGAUUGUUAUUAUCCACUGGGCCUUGAGUCAUGCAGCGUGAAGGACAAUCAAAUCACAGCAAUGAACACCAGAGAAAACUGGGAGCCCCAUCUAGCCAGACUGAACAACCAGGGUACAAAAAAUGCAUGGAGCACAGAGAAGAAUGGCAGCUGGAUCCAGGUAGACUUCCAGCGGCCAGUAGUGAUUAGUCAGAUCGCCACGCAAGGAGCCAAGCAGCGAUUGCGGCCCCACUUUGUGACAAAGUACUCCAUCUCCUACAGCAAUGACCGCCGUAAAUGGAUUCACUACAAAGGAGACAGCAGGGCUUUCUGGAAGGUGUUCUCGGGAAACCAAGAGGCAUACGAAACAAAGAAAAAUACUUUCAUUCCUCCUGUGAUUGCACGGUUUAUUAGGCUCUACCCCAUUAACUGGUAUAACACAGCCACGCUUCGCAUGGAAUUCUACGGCUGUGAGCUGGACGGCUGCUCAGUCCCUCUGGGCCUGGAGAACGGACUGAUACAAGAUGAGUACAUGACAGCCAGCUCCUCAGCUACCAACUGGUACUUUGGACCCUGGAAAGCUUCACUGGGUCGUCUAAACAAACAGGGCUCUGUCAACGCAUGGAGGGCUAAGAAUAACGACAUUAACCAGUGGCUUCAGGUGGAGCUGCCCCACAUCAAAAAGAUAACAGGCAUCAUAACACAGGGAGCCAAGUUUAUGGGGAAGGAGAUGUACGUCCGCUCCUACAGUCUGCAGUCCAGUGAAAAUGGGAUCCACUGGAUGAACUACAUGGAUGACGAGGACCAGUCCAUCAAGAUCUUCUCUGGAAACACAAAUAACAGCAACCACGUGAAGAACUACAUCUACCCCCCUCUCUUCUCUCGCUUCAUCCGAAUUAUCCCCCAGACCUGGAUGAACUCUAUCACCAUGAGGGUGGAGCUACUAGGCUGUGACUUUGAGUGAAGGACAGCAGGCCUGCUCAAAUAUUAAUGAACUCAGAAAAGUUCAAAGCUUCAGGUCCACGUUCCCGCUCACACACGCAGACGUCUCGUAGACAUAGAAAGUUUAGCCUUUUGUUAAACAGAUUGUAGAACUGAACUGUUACAUAAAUGAGGCUUCCUCUAUUAUUUAAGGAGCAAAUCACCAAAACAGUUUUUAGUGGAUAAACCGAAUAAAUGGGUGUCUAAUAA
Messenger RNA from Nothobranchius furzeri (turquoise killifish), 6524 nucleotides. It is a transcript of the gene f5, whose product is annotated as coagulation factor V. NCBI's taxonomy places the organism in Eukaryota, Metazoa, Chordata, Actinopteri, Cyprinodontiformes, Nothobranchiidae. The record is from RefSeq and is a predicted model, not a curated record. Gene Ontology annotation, cellular component: plasma membrane. Gene Ontology annotation, molecular function: copper ion binding; oxidoreductase activity; signaling receptor activity.